Sander lucioperca (pikeperch) is the source of this 4565-nucleotide messenger RNA. RefSeq lists its product as uncharacterized. The record is from RefSeq and is a predicted model, not a curated record. The transcript has 4 exons. The coding region runs from base 291 to 1565 and encodes 424 amino acids. Lineage: Eukaryota; Metazoa; Chordata; Actinopteri; Perciformes; Percidae.
UGUGUUCUGCAACUUCAAAUACCCGGGGACAAUUAUGUUGGCACUAUACUGUACUGCAUAGCCAAUAUUCAAGAGUGUCCCCCUGCCAUGUCUCUAUGACAGUUGCCUUUGUACUUUCAUCAUUCGAAGCAAUGAAAGCUCAUCUGUCAAGAUCUCAUAAUGAUUCAUGUAGAGUAGAUGCAACUGAAGGAGCAUGUGGUUUUUUUACAUGUCCUUUGUGUAACUUCAAGCAGCCCUUUUCUGAGGAAAUUCUAUUGGGUCAUUUGAGAAGUAAUUUAUGAAGUCAUGAGAUGGUAGCAUGCCCAUUCAAGAAUUGUAAUUACAGAACAAAUAGCUACUCAGCGUUUAAUGCACACAAAAGUAGAAAAGAUGGUGGUGAUUCAGACUUUGGUGAAGGUGUUGUAUUGGCAGGCAAUGAUAGUGCCCCAGUUGUAGUUGCAGCAGAAAGUCUUGGGGAACAUGCUGAAAGUCACAGUGCAGGGUCUGCAGACACAUUUGAUCUUGAUGAGGUAAACAGUCAGUGUGACACAGACACUUUAAGAGCCCAGUUGAACCAUAACUUGGCAUCGUUAUUCCUAAAGAUGCAAUCUAUUCUUCAUGUAUCUGACAUGGCAUCUCAGGAAAUAGUGGAACAUUUGACUCAGAUAUUUUCCUUGUCCCAACCGAUACUCAAACAUGACAUUAGAGAGGUCUUACAGAAUCAUGACAUCACUGUCAGUGAAACACUUCUAAAUGAUGUUGUCAGUACUGUUAUGGACAGUAAAAUUAUUGUCAGUGCCACAGCUAAGGGGAAGCAGUUAUCCUCAACCAAGAGAAGGAAAACCUUCAUCGAAAAUAAUUACCCUGUGGUAAAGCCUGUACAGUAUCUGCUACAGCCAGGACACACAGCAGUGCAUGUUCCCAUUCUGGAGAUGAUACAAAAAAUCUUCAAUCAUACAGAUAUUCUGGACAAAAUUAAAGAAACAAAAGUGGCACAAAACAGUCAUUAUGUAAGCCACCAAGAUGGUUUGUACUUCAAAGAGAACACAUUCUUGUCUUCAGAUGAGUUAAAGAUAACACUCCUUUUGUACAUUGAUGAUUUGGAAAUAGCCAAUCCACUUGGCACAUCACGCAAAAUACACAAAAUCUGUUCAGUAUACUGGACACUUGCUGAUCUUGCCAGUAAAUACCGAUCAGCCCUGCAUGUAAUUCAGCUUGCAGCUUUAUGUAAAGUGGCUGACAUACAGACAUUUGGCUAUGAAAAAGCACUUGGUCCUUUGUUGAGAGACCUCCGUACCCUUGAACAAGAUGGGGUAUUCAUUGAGUCUAUUGGUAAGGUAGUUCAAGGAACAGUCAUGUGUGUGGUGUCUGACAAUCUUGCAGCCCAUGAUUUGGCAGGCUUUUCAAAGUCUUUUAGAGCAGAAUAUUUUUGCAGAUUCUGCACAGCGACACAAGCUAAACUUCAGACUCAUGAAGUUGCAAGUGGCAAGUUCAGUCUUAGGACAAAAGACAGCCAUAAUAGUGAUGUGCAUGCUGUAAUGCAUGGGGAUAGAGUCAGAAUGGUGUUCAGGCAGAUUGUAUCCUGAGCCAGCAUCUAGAGCAUUUUCAUACGGUCACUGGCUUUCCACCUGAUGCCCUCCACAAUCUUUUUGAGGGCAUUGUGCCCGUAGAGCUCGCCCUGUGUAUCGGAGAGAUGAUCCGUUGCAAAUACUUCACCCUUGAAUAUUUGAACGAGAGAAUUCUAUCGUUUCCAUACCAGCACACAGACAAGCUUGACAAACCUCAUAAAAUACCACAGACCUUUGCUGUAAAGAAAAGCAUAGGUGGUAAUGGCCACGAAAAUGCCACAUUGCUUAGACUGCUCCCUUUGAUUAUUGGGAAUAAGGUUCCUGAAGAGGAUGGAGCAUGGACUGUGCUAAUGGACUUAAAAGAGGUAGUAGAGUUAUCACUCUGCACAGAAUUCACAGAGGAGUCCAUCCAGUAUUUACAGUCCAAGAUACAGGAUCAUAGAGAGAUGCUGAAAGAAGCCUUUCCAGAUUUCAAACUCCGUCCUAAGCAUCACUACAUUGAGCACUAUCUUGACCUUGUACGCCGUUUUGGGCCCCUUGUACACUUGUGGACAAUGAGGUUUGAGGGUAAACACCGUUUUUUCAAGAGAGUUGUACACGACACACAAAACUUUAAAAAUGUGUUAAAAACACUUGCAGACAGGCAUCAAUACAUGGUAGCAUACCAUCUCAGUGCCUCAGGAUUCUUCAAACCUCAUCAGCAGACGUCAAAUGUCUCUUCUGUACUGGUAUCAAUGCUUCCAAAUGUUGCCAAGACAUACAUUGAACAAAAAACAGCAAGCAAUGUUAUUUACAGCACAUCAAAGGUCUGCAUUGAUGGAACUGAUUAUGCUGUAGGAAUGUUUUUGUCCGUGGGACAAGAGGGAGGACUGCCUAAUUACUGUAGAAUUGAACAGGUUCUCCUGGUUAACAGUAGUGUUGUCUUUCUUUGCCAAGAGCACACAUCACACUACAUUGAACACCUGAGAUCUUAUGAACUUUUCCCAAACAAUCUGGCUGUUCACACCCCAUCAGAGCUAAAUGACAAAAUACCUAUCUGCGCUUACAACAUAGAUGGAAGGUUGCUCUUGACACCCAAACGUUUCAUAGUAUUACACUGAAGAUUUGCUGAACCAAGUAAACAGAUGACUGCAACAUUCUCUUGUAGCUGUGCAGACCAGUAGGUCCAUGAAUAAACUGCCCCACUACAGCAGCUGGCCUUCCAUACAUCCCAUCGUUCAAGUGGUGUCCCAGUGUUUGUGUAUUAUGUGGACAUGAAUAUGUUGUGUGUGUCACUUUCUCUCCAUGAAAAUUAACAUGUUUUUGUCUUUUAGGAAUCAAAAGAUGGCUGCUGCCCAGAAGCAUGUACUGCGUGUUUAUGUUGCACAAGACACCGCCCUGAAACUUACUCUUCUUGAGCGACCAAAGUCAGUGGAGGAGCUGAAAGAAAUAAUGCAAGAGAGGUUCAAGCCGAGACUGGAUGGGGACUUUAGCCUGCACUAUGAGGAUCCAGACUUUGAUGGUGUCUUGUGGACAUUCAGGAGUUACCAGAGAAGGGCACAUUGAGAGUCGUCAGACCUGAAGGUGACACCUCAUCUACUGCAUCUUCUGACACAGACAUUCUCCCACAUGUACCUGUGUUACAGCGCCAGAAAAGUUGGCCUGAUCACUUUGUUGUUCCUGGUUUUGGUUAUGAAAUGGAGCAUAUACUAGAAGAAGGAAAUCGUGUUUAUGAAGAAUCAGGAAAAUUGCUGAAGUUAAAGAGGUCACAGAAGAGUGAAAUCCUUAAACAAAUGGCAGAAACGAUCUACAGUUUUAAACCAUACCCACAUGAAAAGGAAUUGGCAAUGGCUGCUCAAGCUUUGAUUACAGCUCAUCCAUGUCUCAGAAUGACUGCUGGUGAAGACGGGGAUUUGGGAUGGAAACGUCACAUAGGGUACAAGGUUGCUUCUUACCGUAACAAUCUGGCCAAAGCUGGGGUUGCAGAAGUUGCCAUCAACACAGGGAGGCGGAGCCGAAACAACCCUGACAAUGAUCACCCCCAUAAAAACAUAAAAAAAGCUUGAAAAGCUGAGGUUAACUACAUCAUCAACCUACCGAAGGAUCAAACCCCAGCCACUCUGGAAACAAUGAGAGAAGAAAUCAUACAUGAAGUUGAAAAGACUGAGAGAAACCAAUUAGUCAUAGGCCGGCUCAUGAACACAACCUAUGCCCUUUGUCGCCAAGAAAUCGUUGGAGCUCUUGUAGCUCCACGGGUGAGAGACAUCGUGGACAGAUGGCCAGCCCUACUUAUGGAGUCACAGGUUUUUGCAGAGUUCCACCGAAUCAACAACGUUAACCUGCGCAAUCAAUUCUUGUAAAAAGCUGGACAGACACACGCCUAAACUCAUCACCUUGUUCAGAGACAAGGCCACCAAAACUGGCAAGAUAGCGGAGGAGCUAGCCAAGCUCAUGAGGAUUUAUGACCUUCAGGAACAACGUGAUGUAAAUAUGAGACGGGCCCUCGUCCUUCGUGCACUUCCUGUGUACCUGCGUGAAGAUGCCUCCAAGUUUUUCAGGACCUGUAAUUCAGCAGAUGGUCCAGACCUCACUGACACUCCGGUGGCUCUGACAGUCGUCACGGAUGACACUACUGAUGGCCCUCUUCAGCCCUGAGAGCAUCUGUAUUGUCGUGGAGGAUAAAAUACUUGUGAGUGGUCCCACAAAUCUGGCUGACUCAUUUCUCCUGCUCUUUGGGUACGUCUAUGCACUAGACCUACAGUACCCAAAGAAUCUUGAGCUUACAUUCAUAUUUAUCCAAAAAGUUGUGAUGUGUCUUGAGGACAACAAACCACUGAAAGGGCGUCUACUGACACUGAAGAAUGAUUUGUUCAAUGAGUGAAUCACUCAGAAUGGACUAUUUGUUGAGCAUUGAGUAUUGAGGAAGUUUUUUGUUUUUUUCCCCUCUUUACAAAUGUAAUAAUUUGCCUCUUCUACCUCAGAUUUAAGAUGUAACACUGUUUGACUCUUCUACCUCAGAUUUAAUACAUUGAUUGUUAA